UUUGUUGUUUGGCUAAAGAUGGCGUUAGCGGCUAACACAGGCGAUUGCAUUUUGUUUCACAAAAACUAUUCGGCCAGUGGUAACAGCACAUUGAUCAAUUAGAGCUUUAUUCCGUCAUUUCAUAUGUAAAAAUAUGUUACAUUGAGAUGAUACACGUAUAUCACGUAGAAUAACGCUUGUUCGGCCUUCCCACGAUGUAGGCCUGUUUUUAGGGAGGGGACCGAAGCUGGUGGAACUCCAUCUCCCAUCAGCGAUUGCGGCGUCAGGUGGUACACAUUUACUUUUUCAUGGUAUCUGUAGUUUAUUGACACCAGAAUGUUGUUUUUUGUGGAAACUUUUGAAACGUGAAUGAAGUCAUUAAGAGCACACAUUCAUUAGUUGAGUAAAAAACUUAAACGUUUUUAAGUAAACGGACAUGUUAUUUUAUUUCUCUAUUUCACUGGAAGCGUUCAAUGAUGCUCCACAAUGUGUUUAAAAUCUGUCUAAACUGAGACGAGAAAUAUUAAGAUAACUGAACCGGGGACUAUGGCUGCAUCACCUGUUCAAAUGGACUGCAAUCAGUCAAGAGCUCCUUCCAGAGACCAGAGAUCACCAGAGUCUUCUUUGACCUGGUGCUUGGCUCACCUCUGCUGCAAACCCGGAUCAGGAGCUGAACACCACAGGCAUGGCAACGGUGACUCAGGCGGUGGCAGAGAGGGGGACAAAAGGAUCAGAGCCUCUCAGUGGAGAGCCCUGGUUGCAAUCCGGACUCAGCACAUUAAGGGGGACAAGGCUGGCAUUGCCAGAUUCAGAACUCAAGGUGGUCUCAGACCCCUGCUGGAGCUGCUCAAACACCCAGAGUGCUCCAGGAAACCCCUUGACCUGGCUCUGAGCAUCCUGGCAAACUGCUGCACUGAGCUGCUAACACGCAUAGAGGUUCGUAAGCUUGAUGGAAUAAAUAUUGUAGUGGAGAUCCUGAAGGAAAAUAUGGCCCUGGAGACCGUCCAGAACAGGGCAGCCCGGGCUUUGGGAAACUUGGCCAUGGAUGCUCAGAGCUCUGCACUCAUCCACUCUGCAGGUGGGGUUCCUCUUCUCCUCCUCUGUGUGUCUCUCUCUUCUGGCCCGUCCUCCCCCACUGAUGCUCCGCCCAAAGAGCCCUGUCCUAAACUGGAGUGCGCUCAGUCUGCUGCUCGGGCUCUCCUCUACCUCUCAGACACGCCCUCUAACCGCCUGUCGCUGCUCACCCAGGGGACCUUAUCCUCUCUCGCCCCCCUCAUCGCUCCAGAAUAUCCCCUGGCGCUGAGACAGGCGGUGCUCAAGACACUCCACGAGCUGACUCGUGGCUGUGGGGUUGAAUGUGCCAGGGAGGCGUCCCGCUCUGGAGUCCUCACUCAGCUUGGUGUCAUGGCGUCGGGGGAGUCAGGUAAACCUUUUGAGGAGCUGGCACUGAAAUCCCUCGCCAACCUGUGCGCCCAAGGCUGCCUGCGCCCUCUGGUGGGGUCACUGGGGGUCAUUCAGAAGUUCACUGAGGAGGUGAAGAGGGACCCUCUGAAGUCUGGAGUCUUCCUUAAGGCGCUGUGCUUGUGCUGCAAGGAGGCGGUAAACCGGGCCAAGGUGAAGGAGAGCGGUGGACUGGAGGUGCUGAUUGGCUUUCUGGCUGCGCAUCAGGGUCACCCCCUCUCCAGAUUCACCAUCCUUGCCUGUGUAGACUUUGUUUUUGAUGAGUCUGCUAUGGAGCAGCUGCAGGAGUUGGGACUGGUCCCUCUGCUUGUUGCACGACUGGUGGAGAUCACCAGAGGCGAGGAACAAUCUGAUGAGAAGAUGGAUGUGAGCCUCUCCGCCAGCAUGUCUCCCGCUGAGCUCCUGCCCUCGUCUUGUUUUGAAUCCUUUGACUUUCCUUCUCCUGAGGGCUGCAAGAAGGAGGAAGCUGGAAAGGAGCUAUGUUCAUCAAGCUUUUUAAGUCUCAGGUCCUGGUUGGUGUCUGAGGGUUUGAUCUCCUCGGAGGGCGACCUGCUCGAUUCGUCUGGAGUUGAAGGGGAAUGGGGGAGUCUUCAGAUCCCACCCUCUUCAUCACCUCAAACCUCCUCCCCAAACCCUGACUCCCUUUCCUCUCUUAAAAACUCUUCUCCAUCCAACCCUACUGCCUUUUCCACUUUUAAAAAAGCUGCACAGCCUUCACCCGUGUCCUCUUCAGCCCAUCCCCAGCUGUCUUCCUCCUCUAAAAUCACUGAUCCGCCGCCUUCUAGUCCUCAAUCCUCGAAUGCGCUCACAGCCCAAACCCAGCCCAGUUCCACUCUCUCCUCCCCCACUAAAACGCCCCAAACACCCGUCUCUCCGUCAAAGUUAUUCUCCCCUCACAGAAGGAGGCAGCGCGUUAAUUCAGCCGCUUGUUUAACUAAAGUAACUCUUGAUACCCCUCCCUCUGUGCCCCGCACCAUGGCUUACCACCCCUACCACCCGGAGCCCUGGACCCCUGAGUCGCCCAUCCUGCUGCUGCUGUCACGCUUUUCCCACUCCACUGACCCGAGUGCUGCUCUGAUCAGCCCGGGCGUCAUGUCCGGCCUGCUCUACUACCUCACCCAGCACCAGGACCCCAGCAGCAGGUGCUUCCGGAUGCUGUGCCGGCUGAGCUGCAACCCAAAUUGUCUGCAGGCGCUGGUCCGAACUGGAUCUGUAGCUCUCAUUCAUCACCAUCUCUGCCAGAGGGGGGGAGGAUUCGAGGGAGGGAAGAGGCAGACGGAACGAGUGAAAGCUAAAGUCAAACAACUCGGUCUUACUCUGCUUAAUAAUCUGCGCGUCCAGUGUGAAUCUGGAUUUGGGUCUGGGGUUGUUGCCCACGUGAUGCUGUCAGGCUGCGAGUCUGACAAGAUGAACUGUGCGCUGUCGCUGCCAUUAAUCUGCAGCAACAAGUCCCUGUUGAAGAAGCUUCUCCUGGACUCCGGGGGGCUGCUCUUAGCUCUGCAGCCCCUUGGUUGCGAUGAGGUUGAUGUGAAGGAAGACCACCCCGCUGAAUGUGGAAAGUUGCUUUCUGAUUGGUUUAACACGUCACAUUCAGGCCUGACUCCUCAGCUCCACUCGCUGUUGUCCUCCCUCCUGAUUGGAUGCCUGUCUACAUUGACAGGUAGCAUCAAAAUGGAGCUUGGCAAGAAACAUCUUAGUCUAAUUACAACACACUCAGUCAGUAAAAUUGACAAAGCGUCACCUCCUCCUUCGAAAAGGCCUCGUCUGACUGACACCUGUCCGUACGGAGUCUCAGACUUUGACCUCCUCUUGCUGCUGGAUGACGGGACUCAGGUCCAGGCCAACAGGGAGGCCGUGGCCGGGGUGGAAGGGACAGAGGGGGUUGGCUCUGAAUACUUUUGGGCUCUGUUGAGAGGCGGUUUUGGUGAAGCUCAGGGUAGUGUAGAAAAAGCCAUCAGCAUCAAAGAUGUCAGCCAAGGUAUGCUGCUACCAGUUCUGCAUUAUCUGCACGGAUGUCGCCUUACCAAGGACACGGAAACAACAAGCGAAAGUGAUGAAGGAGAGAAGAGGGGGCAGUGUCUGGUAUUGGACAAGUUAGUUCUCGAAGGACUAGGGUUCUGCCAAAAAGAGCGGGAGGAUCGCUCAUCAGAAGACUUGGAUUUCCAGAAAACAGCUUUAGGUGAGGUGAUGAUUGGGGCGUGCAGAUUUUUAGUGACUGAGCUACAGAGAGAGUUAGAAGAUCUCUGCGUGUCUCUUCUCCUGUCCUGCUCCACAAAGGUUGCUUAUCGAGCUGCAUCAGCUCCAACAGUUGACACGGUUGAAAAGGCUGCAUCUAAAUCGGACCAAGACUGUCUCGAGUCUGCAGAGGAGAACCUGGCUAAUCGUACAUCUGAGUUAGAGUUGACGGGUUUUGAGGUUCAAACUGAAAAUGUACCAGGGCAGAAACAAAACAGUUCCUUGCUCAAGACGGACAAGAAUAUAACCUCUCGUGCUUUGGACCACAAGACAAUCAAUGGCUUCAUUCGAGUUUCAAAAUCAAGCUGUGUGUCAGGGGUAGACAAAUCACGUGAUCCAGAAAAGUUGAGGCUAAGACCAAAGAACUUGAAAGGUUCAGCACAGCGUCUAAAAUCAUCAGCUCAGGACUCAAUGUCUUCCUCAGCAGCGAGUGCUGAGGGUGGGUCCGUGGCUGCCCUCCUCCCCCAGGUGUACUGGUUCUCUCAGCGCUACAGCUACCCUGCCCUGGGUCAGGCCUGCCUGUCUCUGCUGCUGGGCUGUCAGGACUCCCCUCGGCCCCUCUUGUCCUCCUCUCUAGCUGGGGAUUGCCUUCGCAGACUUGCCAGAGAGGCUGACUGUAUAGAGACUCUGAAACAGGGUCUGCUAAGUCUGGCUGCAGUGUCUCUGAGCUGAGCGAGGAGGAAAUAAUAUGGCGAGUGUUUGGUGGCAUGAAUUCAGAGGGCACAGAUUAAUUGAGUCGAAUUUAGGGCUUGUUAUAAGCUUCUAGAAAAAUUGCCAUUGUACUCAAUUCAUCAAAUGUCUUUAACUUUAAAGUGCAGGUUACAGCAACAGCAUGAUUACAUGAGAACCUGCUGUAUGAAUUCCUUGAGUACUAACAGGACUGAUUUAUUUUCAUAAACUCGAAGCAUACAUUUCAUUUGAGUUUUGAUCUGUAAUGUGUGACAGCAUGACAAAAUUGUAUUAUCAUUUCUUUCUAUUGUGAUUUUUCUUUCUUUUUUUUGGGUAAAAAAUCUGUAAUUUAUUUGAGAAAUGUCAUUUAGCUGGAAGUACUGGAAUUAUCAGGGUUGGUCUAGAAACCAGUUGUUUAUUUUGUACAUAGAGAUAAUUUGAAUUAGCAAGUAUACGGUUUAUAGAUUCCAACUGUCCCAUAUAAAUUUAUGCCACUAAAUAUAUUGUUGGAACAUCA
Messenger RNA from Gymnodraco acuticeps, 4861 nucleotides. RefSeq names its product armadillo repeat containing 5 (gene armc5). Gene Ontology annotation, cellular component: cytosol. Gene Ontology annotation, biological process: anatomical structure morphogenesis. NCBI's taxonomy places the organism in Eukaryota, Metazoa, Chordata, Actinopteri, Perciformes, Bathydraconidae. Gene Ontology annotation, molecular function: protein binding. The record is from RefSeq and is a predicted model, not a curated record. The coding region runs from base 526 to 4347 and encodes 1273 amino acids. The transcript has 7 exons.